UACUCCCCAUGCCCCAUCUGAGCACAUUACGUCAUGAGGAGUUGUGAUGAAGUUCUAGCCAGCCGUGCUCGUCGAGAGAUCAGAAGUCACUUCUCUGGACCUUCAAAAUCACGCUUUCCGUCCGAACAAUGACAAAAUCAGAUUCAUUUUUACCUUUGUGCCAUGUCAAUCAAAGCCCCGAAGAAAGACUUCGAUGUGCUCUGCGGAACGGCACCAUCGGACUUGGAAACAGAACAUCGGACUUAGAAACAGAACAUCUCGAUCUCGUUCAACCUGUCCGUCCUCUUCUUAUCAUCAGCUCGUACAUAUUAUGCGGAGUUCUGCUUCGUGGCAGCGUUAGUUUCACAGUGCUAGUGGCUCUGAGAAACAGCAUCAUAUUUCCAUGUGGCAGAACUGAGCUGGCUGUCCCACGCACCUGGGCCUGCAGAUGGGCCUGCAGAUGUCACUGCACGCGUCAUGCUCCUUCUUGGGAACCAAUUCGCUUUUCAAGUCUCUGAACUGUAACUUUUACUUGGACAUGGGAUCCGUGAGUAGCACCGUUUAUACCACCACUACUCUGUUGACAAAUCUCUUUGUGACCAGGGCUUUGAAGACCAAUCACAUCGUAACCAGGCAUCGGAUUGCUCACUUGGCUAAAGUCACCAUCCAAGAUACAGCUCUCGAUAAAUUUGCUGUUUUUUGUUUUUUGUUGUAGGUUUUGAUGGAUGGUUUCAGAAAAUCUGCGAGACGAAGUAUACUCAUAUGGUCAUGUGAAUGACUUCACUCAUAACUGGUGAAUGACUUCACCAGUUAUGAGGUUAGGCGAUGGAAACAGGUGAAUAUAUUCAUCAGUAAUGCGAAACUUACAUAAAGUCUAUAAGAGUAAGUGAAGAUUAUCGAAGAUUGUACUAUUCCAGAUUCAUGUGCGAGGCAGCCACGGAUUCAAGAGUAUGCCCGAUAUGUUAAAAUGACGUUCAUCAUACUGACAUGAUGAUAUGUCAUCAAUAUGCUCAACAGCUCAGAC
Messenger RNA from Marchantia polymorpha subsp. ruderalis, 1003 nucleotides. Lineage: Eukaryota; Viridiplantae; Streptophyta; Marchantiopsida; Marchantiales; Marchantiaceae. The record is from the annotation of a GenBank genome assembly.